Messenger RNA from Cryptotermes secundus, 3040 nucleotides. RefSeq names its product integrator complex subunit 7 (gene INTS7). The transcript is spliced from 19 exons. Gene Ontology annotation, cellular component: integrator complex. Lineage: Eukaryota; Metazoa; Arthropoda; Insecta; Blattodea; Kalotermitidae. Bases 57 to 2936 code for a protein of 959 amino acids. Gene Ontology annotation, biological process: snRNA 3'-end processing. The record is from RefSeq and is a predicted model, not a curated record.
AUUGGAAACCAGCCAAACCACAUGAAAUAGAUGCUAAUGGUUAUAAAAUUUGAAAGAUGAUAGGUGUAAGAGUUAAUUCUUUUAAUGAAAAUGGAUUGGGCGAGCCUGAACAAGACGCGAAUUCGGCACUGACAGAGUUAGAUAAGGGUCUUCGAUCUGGACGAGUUGGGGAGCAGUGUGAGGCAAUAGUGAGAUUUCCAAGACUAUUUGAAAAAUACCCGUUCCCGAUUCUUAUUAAUUCAUCUCUGCUUAAGCUUGCAGAUGUAUUCAGAGUUGGGAACAAUUUCUUACGUGUGUGGGUUCUACGUGUUUGCCAGCAAAGUGAGAAGCAUUUAGAUAAAAUAUUGAAUGUCGAUGAAUUUGUACGCCGAAUUUUUAGUGUCAUACAUUCAAAUGACCCUGUAGCUAGAGCUCUUACAUUGCGGACUCUGGGCAGUGUUGCUGGGAUUAUUCCAGAGAGGCAGCAAGUACACCACAGCAUUCGCCGUAGUCUAGAUUCUCAUGAUACUGUGGAAGUGGAAGCAGCUAUUUAUGCUGCCAUGCAGUUUGCUGCACAGUCAAAAUUGUUUGCAGUGAGCAUGUGCAAUAAGAUCUCGGACAUGAUCCAGGGGUUGGCAACUCCAGCACAUAUGAAACUGCAACUGAUCCCUAUAUUGCAGCACAUGCACCAUGAUACGUCAACAGCUGCCAUGGUCAGACAGUUGUGCACUGACCUGCUGCCAAGUUAUCCUGCCCAAGAAUUUGUUUUGGUCACCCUCAACUCCCUGACACAGUUGGCUUCUGCUACAUUGGUUGACAUUCCAAAUCAGGUAUCACUGUUGCUUCAUUAUCUUCGAACUGAUCCUCGAUGGGCUGUGAAAGCACAGGUUCUGCAAGGACUCCACCUGCUUGCAGGGCAAGGAGCGCAUCUGUGGCCACCAGGUGCUGUGGAAGCUAUUGUAGAUGUGGCCCUCAACACGCCAUAUCAGAAAGUUCUCAGCUGGUCACUGGAUGUUCUGCAGGUCUUGGCAAAAUCAACUGCAACUUGCCAUUCUCAACUGCAUCCUGAUUCACCUUUGAUGGAGCUAUGCAAUCGAAGUUGCUAUUCUAGUAAUCCCGUAAUUGCUGCAAAAGCAGUACAAGUUAUGACUAGAAUUGUGUGUUAUUGUUAUAAAGAAGAAAUGCCAGUACAUGGAGUGAGCGAGGCUGUGGAUACUGUUGAAUCUCUGUUCCUUCUCGUCACAUGUGACUCAGGGCAGGAACAUAACUAUGAGCUUAAAGUUUGCCUUCGCUGUGCAGUCAGCUUGUGUCAAGUUCAUAGGGACCUCUGUCCUCGUUUUGUCGACCUCAUUGGGACUCGUCUCAUGGGCACAUCAGGAUCAUGCAGUGUUCAGCUCUGUGAAGCUCUGGGUGCCAUUGGAGGUCUGCAGGCUGGAGCUCUCCUCAGUCUGUUACCAGACAUUUUGGAGAAACUUCGAGAGCUGAAGGGUGUUCAAGAGCCCAGCCCAGAACAAGUCCAUACCAAGGUAAUGCUUUGUACAUUGCUGUUUCAAACCAUGGCUGAAUAUGAGUGGAAUACUGAAGCAAGACGCGCGGUGGAAGUAGCUAUUGAAAAGACGAACUUAUGGUCAAACUACAGGAUUGCUCGGUCUGCUGCCAGGUAUGGUCAUCACAGUGUGUCAGCGGGUAUUCUGAGUCAGCUGAGGGAACAAGUGUCCUCAGAGCACUUCCAUUUCUGGUUAGUGUCACUUGAAGAAUUAAGCCGUGGUGAGGCAGAGCUCCUGGACUGCUCUAAACAACCAAGUCUGGUUCAGCGGCUUAGUCAGGCUGUGGCACAUUAUAGCAAAUCUGUUGCAGCACUUAAGGCUGCAAGCACCCCUCUACAGAGCUUGCAGUUUCAGUCGGAAUACACCAGGCUGAGAGCCGAGUUCUUACAGUGUCUGGCACAGUUGGUGCACACUUGUCACAGUCUUUGCACAGCUCCUCCUCCAGCUGUAGCGUCAGCAAUUGCAGAAACCACUCGUGAUAACCUGCAGCGAUAUGGACAUAUCACAAAUCAGUUGAGAAAGUGUGUCAAGGAGUUCCGUUCUUGUGGUGAACUGUACUGGAAGCUGUAUCAGAGUGCCUUUGAUGCAGAUCCUGCUUCCCUAGCCAACAUUCAGAUACUACAGCAGAUGUGUGUCCUGAUGGCUAAUAGUGUGGAGAGGGUAGCUCAAGCAAACUAUCAAGAUGAGGCCUCACUGGAGUUCAGCUACCAGCAGUCAAAUCUGGAGACACAGCACCUGAUUCAUUGCUGCCAAGAGGCCAGUGCAGUGGCACAGCAGCUGACUAAAAAUGAAGAUCUUAAAACUAUUACACAUCAGCAUAUUGAUUGCCUACUGAGGCAAGUCGAGAUUCUGGCAGAAUCUUCACUGUGUCUUCCACGAUAUUUCUUCCAGGUUCUUCAAUCUACAAGUGUAAAGUUGGCUAUUUCUCCGCAACCUCGGGUCUUGGGGGAGUCAAUAAGUGUACAAAGUGGUUCUCAGCUAGCUGUCAAGGUAGAGGGAGUAAUCCAGCAUGGUAAGAGACCUGGGCUGUUCCGACGUGUCAGUGGUGUUGUUGUAACAGUAUCUUCCCAACUCCAGGCUCGUUCAGCACACAACAACCAUGACACUAAGGUUGCUGGAGAUGGAGGCUCUGUGUUAACCCAAACAGUUGCCCCACAUCGGGAUUUCUUCACGGCACAGUUCCUGCUAGCAUUUCCAACUGGUGGUCAGUAUUUGUUAAUAGUGGAGGCAUCGGUAAUAGAUGAAAAGAGCAAUGUAUGGCGUACUGGACCCCGGACUAGUCUUACAGUGAAAUCUCAUGAGGAGGGUGGCAAGGUGGCAAUAACAGCAGGUGUCCAGGGUGCUGCAGCAGGAACAAGUGCCGGUACUUCUGGUAGGGGCAACUUUCCUAACACAAGUGCCAGAUUCUGAGAGCUCACUUCAUAGCAGAUUAUAAACCAAUAACUGUGAACUACCAGCAGGUCUUCCCUUGGUUUGCAAGUAAUUAUGAUCCCUACCUUGGAUGUAUCAUUUGG